AUGGGCGAUCAUGAGUUCUUGCGGGUAUCACCAAGCAAAGGGGUGAUACGGUUCAGCAAAAAAGGCAAGCUAAGUCCGAGAUUCAUUGGAUCAUAUAAGAUCCUAGCAAGGAUUGGACUGGUGACUUACAGAUUGGCACUGCCUCCAUCUCUAGAAGGCGUAUAUGAUGAUUUCCAUGUGUCCAUGCUAAAGAAGUAUGUCCAUGAUCCGACACAUAUCUCAUCUCAGGAGCCGCCUGAGCUUGCUGACGACAUGACCUAUGAAGAGCAACCCAAAAAAAUUUUGGAGCGCCAAAUAUACACUCUUUGCAACCGUUCUAUCUCUUACAUGAAGGUGCAAUGGAGUAAUUACUCUGAACAGGAAGCAUCUUGGGAGGUUGAAAGCGAGUUGCAAGCUAAGUAUUCUCACCUUUUCAACUUAGAUGGUAAGUCAAUUUCGAGGACGAAUUUCUUAUAA
This is a messenger RNA of Telopea speciosissima, 456 nucleotides long. RefSeq lists its product as uncharacterized. The coding region runs from base 1 to 456 and encodes 151 amino acids. The record is from RefSeq and is a predicted model, not a curated record. NCBI's taxonomy places the organism in Eukaryota, Viridiplantae, Streptophyta, Magnoliopsida, Proteales, Proteaceae. The transcript has a single exon.